GCAGAGAAGCUGCCGCGACUGCCGCCUCCCUAGUGAGUACCAGAGAUGGAUGCAUUCCAAACAAUCCUGAAGUUCUUUAUGAACAGGAAAACCGCUAUCGGUUACAGUUUUAUGGCGCUGCUGACGAUGGGAGGUGAACGUGUGUUUUCUCUUGUUGCUUUCAGAUGCCCUUGCAGCAAUGAAAACUUCAGGUACGGUUUGGUAUUUCUCUUCUCGCCAGCUCUUGUUCUGCUGGUUAUCGGAUACUUCUUGAACAGCAAGACCUGGAAACUCUUUACAGGCUGCUGGGUGAAUCCCAGGAAAAUAUUCCCCAGAGGGAAUAUCUGCCAUUUCUUUUACGUCUUUGGACAAAUCACUUUAAAUGCUCUGGUAGCCCCAGUGAUGUGGCUUUCCGUGGCUUUGCUCAACGGGACUUUUUACGAAUGUGCCAUGAGUGGCUUGAAAAAUCCUGCCUACUUACAAGCAGUGUGCCACAGCAAAUCGGAGAGCUGUUUUGAAGAGCUACACAAAGUAGCCUGUGACAAAAGCUCCCUGCCCUUUUCAGAGAGUGAUGAACUGAAAAGAACACUUCAAGCACAGUCCCAGAUUUUAGGCUGGUGUGUGAUAGUUACCACAGCUCUCCUCUCCCUGCUAACCACUUGCUGUGCCAGCUGCCAGUCAAAAGUCAGCCACCUCCAGCUGAUGUUCUGGAGAGUGUAUGAGGGGACGGAGAAGGAGCAACUGGAGCAGAUUUUCCAACUGUAUGCCACCAAGCUGAGCGAGCGAAACCUGAAGUGCUUUUUUGAAAACAAGGAACCAGAACCCAUUUCCCUGCCAGCUUUCCAGGCAUGGGAAGAUGCUUCCCAGCUGUACUCUUUCAGCAACAGCAAACAGCAUUAUAGCACGAUUCACAGGCUAGUUGAAGAAGGCCAGAAAGGAACCAGUGAGGAAAGAGAGACAUUGCUGGACCUUGCGGACAGAAGGGAAGUACCAUAGACCAAGUAUAAUUUCAGCAUUUUUUAUAUCUUGUUAAUAUGGCAUACUUCUAGCUGGUUUUGUCUCUGUAUUCUUUUCACAAUGGCCUCUUUCUUAUUCAUCAUGUUUUCCCCCUGCUAGUUACUUGCUCCAAAAGGAUGGAAUGAAAUUAUUUCUCUACACAAGUGAAAAGGCUGAAGUUCUCCACAGCACCCAGACUUCACAUCACUGGCUCAGCAUCAAGAGUUGACAUCACAAAGAAAGGAAAAAUGGCUUCUACAAGAGGGUUUUAACAACAUGCUAUGCAAAAUGUGCUAUAGUGUGCUUGUAAAUCUAGAGACUAUCAACAAGUAAAGUAGUUUAAAGUGUGUGAAUAUAAUAACAAGAUAUGUGUGGCUUUCUGACAGCGCACAGAAAGUAAAGGUUUUCUGUCCAGGUCAUUUCCAGGCCAAUUGCAGGUGCAGACUUGUUUUGAGGCACCAGUGAUCCCUCAAGGCUUCUCUGUCUUUGGAUAUUUUGUCUUUGUAGAACAUCUCCCUAUUAUCUGCUCCCACUCUAGACUUUCUCUUUGUAUGGAUAUAAAGUUCUAGUUUUGAGCAAGUUUCAGGCACUGGGUGCAGCCUGUAGUGCUAUGUAAUAUUGUUGUUUCUGGGCCUGCAGCCAAUGUUCAACAGAAGGUCUGGAAGGAAAUUCCACUUUUUAAGACAAGAAAAUAUUUUUCCAGAAGACUGACUUUCAUUUUUUUGAAUACCCUAGGAAAUUUUAGUGUCUGGAGCGAGAAGAACCAGCAGGUGAGGCAACUGCAUAGUCAGUGCCUCUGACAAACACAUUUCACCCCAGAGCCCUGUGCUUAUGUCACUCACUUGGAAUUCAUCACAUGACUCUCAGGGUGUUCAGAGUAUUCGCAAAUGCUUUAUAAAGGGAGAACAAAGUUACUUUCCCUGGGGUGGCUGGGCAGGCUUUUUUGUAGCAUUUUAUUGCCAGUCUCUCCGAGUCUGCAAAGAAUCAUAGUUUUGCUGUGCUUGAGUCAUGCUCUUCUCAACAAACCAGGAUAUCCUGCCCAGCUGUUCUCAUACUCAUUGGGUUUCUUCAGCGGGUAAAAGCAUCUAUAUACAGACCAUUACUCUUUAUGAAAUAAAACAGAAGUGUUACUUCAA
Messenger RNA from Passer domesticus (house sparrow), 2111 nucleotides. It is a transcript of the gene CALHM5, whose product is annotated as calcium homeostasis modulator family member 5. NCBI's taxonomy places the organism in Eukaryota, Metazoa, Chordata, Aves, Passeriformes, Passeridae. The record is from RefSeq and is a predicted model, not a curated record. Gene Ontology annotation, cellular component: plasma membrane. The transcript is spliced from 2 exons. The coding region runs from base 46 to 975 and encodes 309 amino acids. Gene Ontology annotation, molecular function: monoatomic cation channel activity.